This is a messenger RNA of Equus quagga, 3419 nucleotides long. RefSeq names its product zinc finger DHHC-type palmitoyltransferase 15 (gene ZDHHC15). The coding region runs from base 185 to 1198 and encodes 337 amino acids. NCBI's taxonomy places the organism in Eukaryota, Metazoa, Chordata, Mammalia, Perissodactyla, Equidae. The transcript is spliced from 12 exons. The record is from RefSeq and is a predicted model, not a curated record. Gene Ontology annotation, biological process: peptidyl-L-cysteine S-palmitoylation; protein targeting to membrane; synaptic vesicle maturation. Gene Ontology annotation, molecular function: protein-cysteine S-palmitoyltransferase activity. Gene Ontology annotation, cellular component: Golgi apparatus; endoplasmic reticulum.
CCUAUUGUGCCAAGCAGGGCGCACUCAGCCCAGCAGCCCCACAGGUGGUACCGGCUCGGUGCGACGAUUCCCGCCAGGCUAGGCAGUGGAGCGCCGCACAGCGCGCCUUCCCGCCUCUCAGCUGCCGCCCCAGCAGUCCCGACCCAGCGCCAGCAGGCCUGCUCGGUCGAUCUUCGAGCGGAAGAUGCGGCGGGGCUGGAAGAUGGCUCUGUCCGGGGGUCUGCGGUGCUGCCGCCGGGUACUUUCCUGGGUGCCAGUGCUUGUUAUCGUCCUCGUCGUGCUCUGGUCCUACUAUGCCUACGUCUUUGAACUCUGCCUGGUAACUGUUUUGAGCCCAGCAGAAAAAGUUAUCUACCUCAUAUUCUACCAUGCCAUCUUUGUGUUCUUUACCUGGACCUACUGGAAGUCUAUUUUUACACUCCCACAACAGCCAAACCAAAAGUUCCACUUGUCCUGUACAGACAAGGAGCGCUAUGAAAACGAAGAGAGACCUGAGGUCCAGAAGCAGAUGCUUGUUGAUAUGGCCAAAAAGCUACCAGUUUACACGAGAACUGGAAGUGGAGCUGUACGAUUCUGUGACCGGUGCCAUUUGAUCAAGCCAGAUCGCUGCCACCACUGUUCUGUCUGUGCCGUGUGCGUAUUAAAAAUGGACCAUCAUUGCCCUUGGGUUAACAACUGCAUUGGAUUUUCCAACUACAAAUUCUUCCUUCAGUUCUUAGCUUAUUCUGUUCUUUACUGCCUGUACAUUGCUACAACAGUCUUCAGCUAUUUCAUCAAAUACUGGAGAGGGGAAUUGCCCAGUGUUCGCUCUAAGUUCCAUGUCCUCUUUCUCCUCUUUGUGGCCUGCAUGUUUUUUGUCAGCCUUGUGAUUCUCUUUGGUUACCAUUGUUGGCUUGUCAGCAGAAACAAAACCACUUUAGAGGCCUUCUGUACUCCAGUGUUUACAAGUGGCCCAGAGAAAAAUGGGUUCAACCUUGGCUUCAUCAAAAAUAUCCAGCAGGUGUUUGGAGAUAACAAGAAGUUCUGGUUAAUACCUAUUGGGUCGAGCCCUGGUGAUGGACACUCCUUCCCUAUGAGGUCUAUGAAUGAGUCGCAGAACCCAUUGCUAGCAAAUGAAGAGCCCUGGGAAGACAAUGAGGAUGACAACCGAGAUUAUCCAGAAGGUUCAUCAUCUCUUGCCGUGGAAACGGAAACGUAGCUGUUUUCACAUUUCUUGCAUCUCUCAGACAGAACCCUCCAUCUCCCAUGAGGCUUACAGAGUUCAAUGUUGGGAACCAUUCUAAUCUUCAAAAUAAGUCACCAUGGCGGAGUGAAACCUUCACAGUUUGAAAGCAUCCCAUCAAAUACUUGCUGUGCAGAUAGAUGUUUCAGGACUUUACAAGUUAUUUAAUUUACUGACUGAACUCAUCAAUCUGGUAGCAAUUAAUUCAAGCUAGUCUUCCUCUCUUUCUUUAUUUCCCCUCCUCCAAUCUUUGAAAGCCUAAAUGUGUAACAUAUAUAUCUUUCCAGGGCUCUUUCCAUUCCUCUUGUCAGGUAAAGAGGAAUUCAAAAGACUUCCUCAGAGUCUUUAUCUCCCUUGGAAAAACUAUUAAUCAUAUCUAUAGGGUCUUUGUGGUAUUGUGGGAAAUCAAACUAUGUUUGCUGCUUGUGUGCAUGUGCAUUUAUAAGCAUGCAUAUGUGCAGCAUCUUUACACAAAAGUCUACCAUAGUGUUGCGAAAAUCAAGGUUGAAAAACUCUGAUGGUUUUAUUCAAUCGUGCUUUUUCCAUAAAUAGAAAUUUAGAUAUUUGCUGAGCUGUGAACACCAUCCCUAAAUCAGGUACCUAAAAUUCGAAAGGGAGAUUCAAUACACUGUGAUCAAGGUGCUUGAACUGGGAAUUGAACAACAAUGUAAAACCUCUUCUCUGUCAUAGAGGUGUGGUGUUCCUGAAAGCACCACAGCUAACAGAGAAGAUCAGGUCAGAUUGCCACAGUAUUAAAUAUAAUGAUUGUGUUUUAAAGACUUUUAAUGCCAGACUGUGGUAAAAUUCUCCAAUUACUUUUAUUCUUAUCUUUGCUACCUAGCUUUAUUUUAGCCUUUAUGGGUUACUCUAUGAUGAAAGAAAAACUAUAAGCCUAAGUUACAGACCAUAGAUUUUUUUAAAGGGUUUAAUGGUGAUUUUCAGGUUUAAUUACAGUACUGUUCAUAAAGGCGAAGUUUCACAGUUGAAAUUAGCCUAAGGAUUAGCACAAAGGAUCAAUGUUUUCACAGCAGGGGUUAGUGUACAGAUAGUGAUAGCCUAAUAGUAAUGUGGCAAUUCUUUUCUUUUUUUAGCUUCAGUGGCAGCUCAGCCAUUAAGAUAGUUUACAUCCAUUUCCCCAUUUAUUUAUAAUCAGCCGUUCUUUUAGUCCUAGUGCCUGAAUCAGUGAGUAUGGACACUAAUGCUGCUUCUUUAUAAUAAUAAUACCUAAGAGUAUUGAUGGUUUUCAUUUCUCAGCCAGUGCCCAUCUGCUGACAAUAGAAGCCCCAACUCUUACAGAGAUCAGUGAGAGUUAGAGGCAUCUUAGAGAUACCAAGGAGUUGAGCUCCCAGAGGGAUCUUAGGUCUACUAAAUUUUCCCCCCUGAAAGCUUUUUGAGUAAAAAAAGAGUUGCCUGCCACAAACGGUUCAGUCUUAGGGCUCUAGUGGAGCUGAGAAAGUGAGCAAUCCAGUUCCUUAAAGCAACAAAAAACUUGUUCAUUUGGAUUCUCUAGGAAAUUUUGGUCAAGGUAAGACUUUUAGCAUACAUUAAAUGGAUUGUGGCCAGCAUUUCAUUUGAGAGAACACUAGAAAUGACUAAGUCUAUUGGGACCAGGGACUGUUUCUCAAACUCAGACACCAAGAAGCAGGCUAGAAGACUAUGCACACUGGGUUUCACGAUGAAAUUGUAUAUGUUCAGAUAGGAAGAUUUUUCUCCUUCCUCUCUCCCUCCAAAACACUAUCCUAUCUAGGUUUCUCUUGAAAGUUUAUUUGGCCAUCCAUAUGGUCUUAUGAUGGAUAAGCCUUGCCUUCUAUUCAUAUAGAAAUGCACCUUUCUCUAAAGGUAGGGCCAUUACUUACUCCAUAGCCAGUGGGCCUCAAAGCAAUCUUUCCCUUUUCCAUCUAUCAUCUUCUGCCAGAGGUUUAGGCAGAGUAGCUGCUAACUAUGAUUCAAAACCAGGAAGGAAUCAAGAACUUCUUUGAUGCACAGAGUGUAUCAGCAUUCAGCACUCAUAGAAAUCAGGUCAUAAAAGACAGUGUCAGGAAACGGCAGGGAAACACAGGAAGGGUAAAGCUCAGGAGAGCUAUAAUGCAAAGCUGAUUGUUUAAUGUCUUCCAGACUUACACUGUCUUCAAAAGGCCAAAUAAAUCAGGGUUUUACGUGGGGGCUUGGAGAAAUAAAGAAACCUUGUUCCUAUCUG